Messenger RNA from Nerophis lumbriciformis (worm pipefish), 2421 nucleotides. Lineage: Eukaryota; Metazoa; Chordata; Actinopteri; Syngnathiformes; Syngnathidae. The record is from RefSeq and is a predicted model, not a curated record.
AUGAGGAUACCCGGCACCGGCGGGCUCUGCCCCGUCCUCUUAUGCCUCUGCUUCAUCCAGAGGGUCCACGGGGCGAGCCACCACCCGCCCGCCAGGGUGCUGGCCCGCAACCCCAGCAGGAACCAGAGCAAGCUGGCCAACGGGGAGACGGAGGUGCACCACAGGCCCAAACGGGGAUGGAUCUGGAACCAAUUCUUUGUUUUAGAAGAACACAUGGGGACAGAGGAGCAGUACGUGGGAAAGCUUCACUCCAACUCCGACAAAGGUGACGGAACGGUGCGCUACAUUCUGAGCGGCGAGGGCGCGGGGACCAUCUUCCUGAUUAACGAGGUUACGGGAGACAUCCACGCCACUAGGAGUCUCGAUCGUGAGAAGAAGUCGCACUACGUGCUGCACGCGCAAGCUUUGGACCGCCAUACAGAGGAGGCGCUGGAACCAAAGUCGGAAUUCAUCAUCAAAGUCCAGGACAUCAACGACAACGCGCCGCAGUUUCCGGACGGACCCUUUGUCGCCACCGUGCCCGAAAUGUCCGACGUGGGCACGUCAGUUCUACAAGUGACUGCCACCGACGCCGACGACCCGACGUACGGAAACAGCGCACGCAUCGUCUACAGCAUCCUACAAGGACAGCCAUAUUUCUCCGUGGAUCCCAAAACAGGGACCAUCAGGACUGCCUUAGCCAACAUGGACCGGGAAGCCCGGGAACACUACAUUGUGGUCAUCCAGGCCAAAGACAUGGCGGGCCAAGUCGGCGGUCUCUCCGGAUCCACCGUCAUCAAUGUCACGCUCACCGACGUCAAUGACAACCCGCCGAAAUUCCCGCAAAAAAAUUACCAACAGUACGUCCCAGAGUCUGCUCAAGUCGGUAAACCGGUAGGGAAGAUUAAAGCUAACGACGACGAUUUGGGCGUUAACGCGGACAUCAAGUAUAGCAUCAUUAACUCGGAAGGGGCUAACAUGUUUUCAAUCGCCAACGAUAAGGACACCAAGGAGGGGAUUAUCACCCUCAGAAAGCCGCUCAACUACGAGAGGAAGAAGACGUACACACUCCACAUUGAGGGCACCAAUACGCAUGUGGAUCCUCGUUUUUCCUACCUGGGCUCUUUCAAGGACACGGCUACGCUUAAAAUUACCGUCGGGGAUGUGGACGAAGCACCUGUUUUCUCUUUGGAUUAUUACAUCAUGGAUGUGUACGAGAACUCGCCCAGUGGCACCGAAGUGGGCGCCGUCACGGCUCGGGACCCUGACAGCAGGAACAGUCCUGUCAGGUAUUACAUGGACAAAAAGGAGUCAGAGCCAAUCUACUUCCGCAUGGACGAAAUCAGCGGCAUGAUCAGGACCACGCAGCCGCUAGACCGCGAAGACGCCGCCUGGCACAACAUCACCGUGAUGGCCUCGGAGGUUGACAACCCCGGCCUCCUCAGUUACAUCCCGGUCACCGUGCAGGUGCUGGACGUCAACGACAAUUCGCCGCAUGUGGCUGACGCCGACGAGGAGGUCAUCGUCUGCGAGAGCACCAGGGCUGGACAGGUGAUCCAGACGAUCAGCGCCGUGGACAAGGACGACUUUGCCAACGGACAACGUUUCUCCUUCGCGCUGUCCGAUCAAAUGCCGGUUAAUCCCAAUUUCACGCUUAAGGACAAUGAAGACAGCACGGCGAGCAUCGUGGCCCGGCGGCGGCGCUUCAACCACCUGACGCAGGAGCUGUACGAGCUGGCCGUGGUGGUCUGGGACAGCGGUGAGCCAUCCUUAAGCGGCACCAGCACCCUGACGCUGCAUGUGUGCCCGUGCCAGCGCCACGGGAAGAUUCGCAUGUGCCAAGGCGAGGCUUUCCUCUCCUCAGCUGGGCUCAGCACCGGAGCUCUCAUCGCCAUCUUGUUGUGCAUCGUCAUCCUGCUGGCCAUCGUGGUUCUGUUCGUGACCCUGAAGCGCAGCAAGAAAGAACCUCUCAUCAUCUCCGAGGAGGACAUCCGCGAGAACGUGGUCACCUACGAUGACGAAGGCGGCGGCGAAGAAGACACCGAGGCCUUCGACAUAAUCGCUCUACGCAACCCGGCCGCUGCCGAGGAGCUCAAGUUCCGGCGGGACGUGCGCCCGGAGGCCAAGCAGCUGCGCAACUCCGGCGGCGAAGCCCGUGGCCGGCGAAGCCCCUCGCUGCAACUGGACGAGACGGACGUGCAUGAGUUCAUCAAGCAGAGACUGGUGGAGGCCAACAUGGACACCAGCGGGCCGCCGUACGACUCGCUGCAGACCUACGCCUACGAGGGACAGGGUUCACCCGCGGGCUCAGUCAGUCCUUUGGACUCUCCGGGGACGGGAGCCCUGUCGGAGAAGGACUACCCCUACCUGGAUGACUGGGGACCUCAGUUCCAGAGACUAGCGGAAAUCUUCGCCGAGGCGGAACUCAACGCCAAGACUUAA